Messenger RNA from Parascedosporium putredinis, 1053 nucleotides. Lineage: Eukaryota; Fungi; Ascomycota; Sordariomycetes; Microascales; Microascaceae. The record is from the annotation of a GenBank genome assembly.
AUGUCGGAUACAGAGCUUCAGGAGCUCGUAGACUUUAUUGCCCAUCCGAACCCCCAGGUUCGCCUCGGCGCAAUCGAGGGUGCAGUUCCUUAUUCCUUGUCCCAUCCUUCGAUUUUCAAAGCCGAGAAUCUCCGCCACAUCCGCAACUUGAAGGUCCUCGUACGAGACCAUCCUAGGAUCGCGAAAAGCGCCUUGACAAUAUUAGUCAACCUUACCGGCGAUCAAGAUGUUCUCAAAGUCGUAGCGACAGAUGAUGAGUUCCUAGGACUUAUUUUGGAAAAGAUAGUGACCGCCGACGAGAGCAACGCGGACCUCAUAGCUAUGCUUCUCGCCAACCUCAGCAAAUGGGAUGGGAUGAAGGGCAUUCUGGACAAGAAACAAAAGGCGCCCGAGGCCCUCAACUCCAACGACCUCGUCAUGAAUCAACUCCUCGACCUCUUCGUUAAGGGCAUGGACGGCACCUACAACAAGAACGCCAACUUUGACUACCUAGCCUACGUUUUCGCGGACCUCGCCAAGCACACCGAGGUGCAGAAACACUUUGUCGAGCGACAGGAAUACGACGACGAGAUUCCCCUGACGAAGAUCAAGGUCUUUACCGAGCACAAGUCGCAUACUCGACGCAAGGGUGUUGCGAGCACCCUUAAGAACGUGGCGUUUGAGAUUUCCUCCCACCCUUCUUUCCUUGACGAAGACGCGAUGAAUAUUCUCCCCUACCUUUUGCUUCCCAUCGCUGGGAAUGAAGAAUACGAUGACGAUGACAUGUUGGAUAUGCUUCCCGACUUGCAGCUCCUACCGCCCGAUAAGCAGAGGGAUCCUGACCCCGAGAUUGUCUUGACCCACGUCGAGACACUGACCAUCCUCACGACAACGCGAUCCGGGAGGGACCUGAUGCGGCAAGUCAAGGUCUAUCCUCUAAUUCGAGAAACACACAUGCACGUUAAUCACGACGGUGUGAAAGAUGCGUGCGAGAGGCUGGUCAAUGUGCUGAUGAGGGAUGAGGCUGAGGACGAAGGUGCUGAUGAUGACGACAACGAACUUGUCGAAGUAUAA